Messenger RNA from Phragmites australis (common reed), 1551 nucleotides. RefSeq names its product transcription factor ICE1-like. Gene Ontology annotation, cellular component: nucleus. The record is from RefSeq and is a predicted model, not a curated record. The transcript has 4 exons. The coding region runs from base 172 to 1290 and encodes 372 amino acids. Lineage: Eukaryota; Viridiplantae; Streptophyta; Magnoliopsida; Poales; Poaceae. Gene Ontology annotation, molecular function: DNA-binding transcription factor activity; sequence-specific DNA binding; protein dimerization activity. Gene Ontology annotation, biological process: regulation of DNA-templated transcription.
UCAUGGCCUUUUUUGGAAGGUGUUGAGCCCUCCCCUAUAAGAAGGAAGCAAAGGCUUCAGCUCUCUCGGGUUUCGAGAUAGGAGAGAGGGGUGGUACCGUGGUAGUACAGACUAGAGAGUCGCAGAAGAGAAGGAUAAAGUGAAGAGACAAGGAGCAGAGGGGAGGUGGCCAUGGACGACUCGGCUGCGGCGGCGAAGCUGGACGAGAUCGCGGGAGGGGGAGUCGGCGGGGGAGACUGGGCGUACCUCGCGUCGGACGCGAUGGCCAACGCCUCCUUCCCAGCUUUUCCUUUCCCCAGGGACAUCCUCUCCACGCCGGCAUCUGCCUCGCUGCUCCUCUGCAUGGACCCCGCCGCGCUCUUCGACCUCCACGCGGCCUUCCCGUCCUCCUCCACCGCCACACCCACGCUGCCCUCCUUCCACGACUUCGCGUCCUCCAACCCCUUCGACGACGCCGCGCAGUUCCUAGGCGCUCCCCCGCCGCCAGCGCCGGCGCAGGCGGGACAGAAAGGUGAGUUCUUGGCGCCGCCGCCGGCCCCGGACUUCCUCGGUGGGAUGGGGUGGGACGACGACGACGACGAGAUGGAGCACAGCGUCGACGCGUCCUCCAUGGCCGUCUCGGCCUCGCUGGAGAAUGCCGCGGCCCCGGGGGCCCGGGUAGGUGGCGAAGGAGGAGGAGGCGGCGGCAACGGGAGAGGCAAGAAGAAGGGGAUGCCGGCCAAGAACCUCAUGGCGGAGCGGCGCCGCCGGAAGAAGCUGAAUGACCGCCUCUACAUGCUGCGCUCGGUGGUGCCCAAGAUCAGCAAGAUGGAUAGGGCUUCUAUCCUUGGUGAUGCAAUUGAGUACCUGAAGGAACUCCUACAAAGGAUCAAUGAUCUUCACAAUGAAAUUGAGUCUGCUCCUAGCUCCUCGCUUGUUGGACCAACAUCAGCUAGCUUCCAUCCAUCAACACCCACAUUGCAGACAUUUCCUGGCCACAUCAAGGAGGAACUUUGCCCAGCUUCAUUCCCUAGCCCUAGGGGACAACAAGCCACGGUUGAAGUCAGGAUGAGAGAAGGGCAUGCAGUCAAUAUCCACAUGUUCUGCGCGCGUAGGCCAGGCAUCCUGCUGUCCACAAUGACGGCUCUUGACAGCCUUGGUCUCGACAUCGAGCAGGCAGUCAUCAGCUGUUUCAAUGGGUUUGCAAUGGAUGUUUUCCGAGCUGAGCAAUGCGGGGAUGGCCCUGGACUUGUGCCUGAAGAAAUUAAGGCGGUACUGAUGCACUCUGCUGGUCUUCAGAAUGAAAUGUAGCUAGUCCGAAAACGGGAUCGACAGGAUGACCCUUCCCUAGCGAUUUGAUUAGGAAGUGGCAUACCUAUGCUGUUUAUCAGUUUCUGGGGCAAGUGAUGAGAUGAGGCUCGCCAUCUAUAUAGGGACAUGACUAAUUAGUGAUGAUGUAAUUGUGGAUUUUCUUUCGUGUACUGUCUAUUUUCUCUCUGAUUCUGUGGUGUUAUAGUAUCUUCGUUGUGUGUUGAACAAUCUGAUGAUGAGAUAUAUCAAGUUAUCAACUCA